Molecule: messenger RNA, 1595 nt
Organism: Cylicocyclus nassatus
Lineage: Eukaryota; Metazoa; Nematoda; Chromadorea; Rhabditida; Strongylidae
Source: the annotation of a GenBank genome assembly
AUGGGGAGAUUAUAUAUAUAUGUGGAUGGAAUGACGGAGGCUUUGAAUCUUAAUGGUAUGACUGUGAUGUGUGAGGGCAAGGAUCAGCCGCAAUUCGGCCUCGACGUAUCGCCAUGCUCUCCGCGCGGCGAAGAAAUCAUGCGAAUGCGGCAGGAACUGGAAGCUGCUCGUCGUUCAAUAGCCGAAAAAGACGAGAAAAUGUGUCGAAUGUCACGAAUUCAGGAUUCGGUAGAUGCUGAAGUUCAAGAGCUUACCGAAAAACUGUUUCAGGAAGCCUACAGAAUGGUCAACUAUGCAGAGGAACGACGUGAAAAAGCUGAGAAAUUGCUGAAUGAGUCAAAAUUACAGGUUGAAGUUCUAACAGCCGAAGUAGCAGCAUUGAAAGUGCUUGUACAGACACCAGGCAUGGGUCACAAUCACUUCCUUCGCACUUCACCUGAGCAUAAAUCUGCAUUGGCAAAGCUGUUCUCAACUUCAUCUUCAGCAAAGCGAUCAAGCUCGUCUGGGGCUAUACCGCCAAGAAAAUCUUCAACAAUGCCACCGUCUACGGCGUAUCUGUCGAGGGAACGGGAAAGAGAAACCGAGCAGAAGGAAGCAGACCUGGUUGAGGAGGUAGACCCAAUAUUGAUGUCCGAGUUUACGUCAUGGCGAGAAGCCGGACAUCCUUUUGUGCAUCAUCCAUUUAUGGAUAGAAUCAAUACUGAGGAAAUUGCACCUUGUAUGUUGUUUCCAGCAAAGGAUCUCUCUGACGCGAUUCUAGACUCUAUAGCUGCGAAUAAGCUGGAAUUGGAGCCUGUACAUGAAAAUAAGCCUUCUGUAAUGCCCUGUGCUUUGACCAAAGUUUCGAGGUUUUGUCCUUACCGUGUACGAGUUGCCGAAGAUGCCGAAUGGCAUAGAAUAUCAUUACUAGCCCGAAAUAGGAUAGCUGCUGUUUGCGACUAUUACACAUUUAUCCGCUAUUUACGGCAAGGAUUGAUCAAAUCGGGUGUACGAGACACAUACUUUGAUAUGAUGACAUUAAGGAAGAAUAUGUGCCUAGCAAAACUUGGCCUUGGAUUCGUGCCAAAAACGACGCUGCGACCAGGAUUUUAGCUUCACCUAUGCAUAUUUUAUCUUAUGAAUCUCGACAUAUGCACAACGUGGGGCGAAAGCAUAUUUGAAGAAAAAAAUGGCGAAAUGUUAUUUUUGAGCCUCUGAAUGCCAAGAGGGGUGCCCCAGAAACUUCACAGGAAUUUAAAAUAAUUUGAGGAAUACAAAAAAUAGGUGAGAAAGCAAAAACACCUCUUUCCUCUUUCAUGAAUUGGUCAAUCAUUAGUUCGAUAAACAUGUAUCUUCAAAAAUAUAGCCAAUCACAGAGCGCUUUGAGGUUACUGUAGGUAUACGGUAUGGAAAUGAAUCUGCUUGACCUGUUGAGUGGUUAGUUUAUAUGGUAUAACUACAUAUACGCUGCAUCCGUUCAUCAAGGUAGUUCCAUAAUAUGGUAUUACUGUAGGUGUAUGGUAUCCUGACUCACAGCUGUUUUACAAUAAUAAUUUUCGGUCUGGUUUUAAAAAAUUGUAUAAUCUUUGAUUCAACUGGCUUGGAGAAGGCGGGGC